AUGGCCACGGCGCACACGACCAAGGCCAAGACACAUUUUUUUGAGAAUAACGACUUGCGGCAGGUGCUGCAUGCGGACGCCACACAUGGUGAUGGCUCCUUCACAAAAACAAAGGUGGCAUUCACCAUUGGAUCCGGCAGUCGAUCUGUUGAAACACUGUGCAAGCUGCUGGAGGCUGGCGGGACAUGCGGACGGAUCGACCUGACGUGGAACUCGCUGGCCUACCACCGUCAGUCCCUGGCCAACCUCCAGGAAGCCAUGAAGAAGACGAGGAGAUUGUGCGCGGUGAUGCUGGACUGCCUGGGGCGGGAGAUCAUGGUCAACCGCGACGUGGCCCAGGACAACGACGGCACGCACCGCGAGCCCGACGCCACGACAAUCGUGGCGGGGUCCACGGUGGUGCUGACCACCGACACCAGCCAGGCCUUCAGCGCCAGCCUGUUUCCCAUCUCCUACCCCGGCCUGCCCGCCAUGGUGGAGCCCGGGGACAAUCUGUUUGUGGGGCGUUACCUGGUCUCCGGCGCCGACGCCUCCUCGCUCUACAUGCGCGUGGAGGCGGCGGACGAGACCAGCAUCACUUGCACCGCCCUCUCCGGCGCGGUCCUGUCGGGCCUGCUCACCGUCUUCCACACCGAGCGCUCCAGCGAGGGCCUGGCCAACAAGCAGAACGACCUACCCCUGCUCACCGCCUACGACCGCGAGGCGGUGGCCUCCCUGGCCGCCGACUUCGACGUCGACUUCCUGUCGCUGUCCUACUGCCGCGACGCGGAGGAUGUGGAGUCCGCCCGCGCCUUCCUGUCCUCCGUCGGGUCGGGGCACACCAAGGUGCUGGCCAAGUGCGAGACGCGGCAGAGCCUGUUUGCCUUCAAGCAGCUGGUCCGCGCCGCCGACGGCAUCAUCAUCUCCCGCGGCAACCUGGGCCUGGACGUCCCGCCCGAGAAGAUGGCCAUGAUCCAGAAGUCCAUGAUCUCCACCUGCGUGGUGCUGAACAAGCCGGUCCUGAUCACGCGCGUGGUGGACACCAUGAUCGACACCCCGCGCCCCACCCGCGCGGAGGCCACCGACAUCGCCAACGCGGUGCUGGACGGCGCCGAUGGCUUCCUGCUGGGCGCCGAGACGUACCGCGGCAAGUACGCGCUGGAGACGGUGCGCACCGUGUGCGCUAUCGCGCGCGAGGCGGAGGCCGCCUUCGACCACGCCGCGCACUUUGACCACCUGGUGGACGAAGGUGGGCGGCUGGCUGCCGAGGGCGAGGCCCACGCCUCGCGCGUGGACAUGAUGCGCAACCUCCAGUCGGUGCUGAGCGGCGGGUCGGGCGGCGCGGCGCGCCUGUCCAAGCUGGAGGCCAUCGCCUCGUCGGCGGUGCGCGCCGCGGACAAGGUCCGCGCCGCCAUGAUCAUCGUGGUGACCCAGACCGGGCGCGCGGCGGGGCUGGUGGCCAAGUACCGCCCCGCCAUGCCCAUCAUGACGCUGGUGGUGCCCUACCUGAAGCGCGAGGGGCUGCGCUGGCGGCUGGAGGGCCGGUCCUCGGCGCGCCAGGCGCUGCUCACCUCGGGGCUCAUGCCCGUGCUGGCCGCGCCCACGCCCAGCGCGGGCGAGUCGCUGCUGGAGGAGGCGGUGGUGCUGGCGGUGCGCCAGGGCAUGCUGGCGCCGGAGGACCACGUCGUCACUGUGUCGCGCACGGGGGUGGGCGAGUACAUGAUCAAGAUCGUGUCGGUGAACGAGUUCGGGUCCGGCAUCAAGCACAUCCGGCCCAAGAGCCUGCUCACCAUCCUGCGCGGCCAGGGCCAGAACGUGCCGGACGAGGAGGAGGGGGAGGAGGGGGAGCAGCGCGAGUCGGUGAGCCGGGGCUCGUCAAUCCUGCUGGGCACCGGCAACGAGUCCCUGGUACUGCACACGCCCGCCGGCCCGGCGCCCUCCCGGACGCGGUCCGGGGCCAACGGCCACGCCUGA
This is a messenger RNA of Auxenochlorella protothecoides, 1953 nucleotides long. Its product is annotated as Pyruvate kinase, cytosolic isozyme. NCBI's taxonomy places the organism in Eukaryota, Viridiplantae, Chlorophyta, Trebouxiophyceae, Chlorellales, Chlorellaceae. Gene Ontology annotation, cellular component: cytoplasm. Bases 1 to 1953 code for a protein of 650 amino acids. The transcript is spliced from 7 exons. The record is from RefSeq and is a predicted model, not a curated record. Gene Ontology annotation, molecular function: magnesium ion binding; potassium ion binding; pyruvate kinase activity. Gene Ontology annotation, biological process: glycolytic process.